Messenger RNA from Prunus armeniaca (apricot), 1464 nucleotides. Lineage: Eukaryota; Viridiplantae; Streptophyta; Magnoliopsida; Rosales; Rosaceae. The record is from the annotation of a GenBank genome assembly.
AUGCAGGACAGCAAACUAGUUGGGCUCUGGGAUGACAGAAUUGACUUGCCCAAUUUGAAAUACAUGGACCUUAGUCACUCUCGAAACUUGGCAACAACCCCAGAUUUCACUGGCAUUCCAAAACUCAGGACAAAUGAAAAAGUUGUCAAUGAUUUUUUGAGUGGGACGCCCAUUGAGAAAUUACCUUCAUCAAUUGGACGUCUUGUUGGCCUUACUUCACUGGAUGUAAGGAAUUGUGAAAAUCUCUUGGGUCUUCCGAGCGAAAUUUGUAAUUUGAAGUCUCUUCAAGAUCUCCAGGCGAAUGGAUGCUCAUAUGGUGACGAACACCCAGAAAACUUGUGGCGCUCUAUAAAGACCUAUAUGCCUAAUAAACUAGAGUUUAAUAAAUCAAGGUUUUGGUGGGGCCUCCAAAGAAAGGCUUUUGUGUUGGGUUCGCUACAUGGAUUAUGGUCUUUGAAGUAUUUGAAUGUGAGUGAUUGUGGUCUUUGUGAAGGGGAUAUUCCCGUCGAUAUUGACUGCUUGUCCUCUUUAGAAACAUUAGACCUUAGUGGAAACAAUUUUGUUAGCCUUCCUGCAAGCAUUAGAUGUCUUUCUAAGCUUAGGUCUUUUUCGGUGAGUGGGUGCCAAAGGCUUCAACAAUUGCCCCAUUUCAACCUUGGAUUGGAUGAUAAUGAAGGCUUCAGCGAUAUUUACAUUUGUUCGAAUUGCUCUGGAUUGGUUGAGAAUGAUGGCUACGAUGAUAGUAUAAUACUUGGAAUGCUUUGGACUGCUCUGGAUUGGGGAUUCCUUCAGGCACCUUUACUCACUUCGCCAAUUUCAAAGAAUAUUAUCGGUUUCGAAAUUGUAACACCUGGAAGUAGAAUUCCAGAGUGGUUCAAUAAUCAAAUUGUAACACCUGGAGAUUCUUUUAUUGUGGAGCUACCUCCAUGUACCACGUCCAUUUGGAUUGCUUUAUGUGCUGUCUUUGAAGAAGGUGCCCCUGUGGAUGACCCAAAUCCACCUCAUGACCUUUCCAGUACCUAUUUUCGAAUUGAAUGUCGCCUAGGAGAAGGUGCCCUUGUGCGUAGUAAAGCCAUUUAUAAAGGCCAUCUUGUGUCACCUCACCUGUGGGUAUCUUGUGUAUAUCAUUAUGUAGUCGACAAAGAAUGCAGUCGGAUGAAGAUUUCAUUCCAAUGUGUUUAUUUGGAGGGCAUAGACAGAAUAUGUUCGGGUAUAAAGAAGUGUGGGUUCCGUUUGGUGCACAAACAAGACGUGGAAGAACUCAACCAAAUCAUGAUGAUGAACCACUCCAUCAACAUCAGCACAAAAGCUACUUCUCCUCACAAUUCUCACAAUUCAGCAGAUGCAAGUGGAAGCUCUCACCAAAAAUCUCUCUGCCGCAAAAGCUAUGCUCUUUCCAAAUGGUUUUUAACAAAACUUUUUUUAUCAAAUCUUUCAACAAUAGCGAACAAUGGGGAUGCAUAG